GCUUGCGUGACAAUUAAUCUCAAACAUCGUUUGUGUAAAAAAUAUAUUUUCCCUAUGUGCAGAAUAGAGUUCAUGAAAAUUAACUGAUGUGUUAAAAUGUCAAAUUCUGACAUGGGAUUUUUUAAAUAUCUUAGCAUAGUUGCUUUCCUUACAGCAACUGAAGUACAAGUUUUUGGUUUAAAUUUCACGAUUUCCAAAGAUCAAGUUAUAAUAGGUAGCACAGGAACAUUAACUAUGUCAUGUGAAAUCACAGAAUUAGAUGUUGAAACUAUCUACCUGAUUCAGAUACGAAGGAUCAAGUCAAAAAUGCUUUCAGGGACAGAUUCCCCUGAUUGGGAAACGUUAGCAUUCAUGGAAUUAGUUUCAAAUGAAAGUCCUACGUUAAGUGCAAAUAUCACGGCAAGUACUAAAGAUUAUUUCGCCGAUGGAGCUUGGAAUUCUGUAACACCUACUUCAACAUACCUUACACUGUCUAUGAAUAUUUCAAAACUUGAAUGUCACGAUGCCAGAGAAUAUUUAUGUGAAUUAGCCUACAAAAGCAAUAUCACUUCAGCUGUCAAGAAAUUUGAAAUGAAUGAAACUUUCUCAGCCUAUGGUAAUUUUUCCUUUGACUAUUACUCAUAUAAAUCCACGUGUACCGUUAAUUGCAAGAAGGAAUGGUUUAAUUGUUCAAGGAGCUUCCAACCUAUCAGACGCUGUGUCUGUUACACUGUAGGAGAUGAAUUGGAACUCAAUUGUACAGCUAAUAUUGGAAGCUUGCCAGAAACAUUAAUUCGUUGUAAUAUAUCAUCUGGAACCUCAUCAGCUGGUGAAUUUGAUGAGUAUCGACCAACAGCCGGUAAAUUUGAUGACGGAACGGCAAUCAGUGAUAAUCAGUGCGGAUAUACCAGAACUGGGUCUUUACAGUACAAAAUAACAUCAUCUGAUGUUCUAAGAGCUUUCUACUUGGUAUUUGAGUGUUAUGUUAGAGUCAAUAAAGAUCCUUAUGGAUCCUUUGUUACACAAACUAAUCCAAGAUUCUAUUUUGACGUCAAAGAAGAAACAACAACUACAAUACAAUCUACAGUAUCAACGUCAAUUGAGACACAACUAAUUACAACAGUCCAGACCCUUAAUGCGGAACUUAAGGAAAAUGAGAAAAACAUGCCACUCGGAAUAAUUGUAGGGACAUCAACUGGCAUUUUGACUGUAGGAAUUGUUGUAACUCUUGUUCUACGCAGAAAGGUCAUCUUAAAAGGUAGUUAAUUUAAGCUAUGUAAUAACCAUAAUUAUUGUACAACAUAUCUUUCAAA
Molecule: messenger RNA, 1292 nt
Organism: Ruditapes philippinarum (Manila clam)
Lineage: Eukaryota; Metazoa; Mollusca; Bivalvia; Venerida; Veneridae
Exons: 5
Coding region: 97-1245 (382 amino acids)
Source: RefSeq, a predicted model, not a curated record